UCUCCGCAACGCUUCGACCGUAUAACUCUCUUCUGGGGCGAACCACGUACUAUAGACGAUGAAGACUAACUCUGUUGUUCGCGUCCUCCUCGUUGGUCUGGCCUUUGUUCAAUGCAACGAAGUCAAGUACAAAGACUGUGGUUCCACAGCCAAAAUACUGUCGGUGGAAAUAGAGCCGUGUGACUCUGAGCCGUGUGUCUUCAAGCGUGGAAAUGAAACCACCAUCCGGUUGUCAUUGGUUUCAGACCAGGACAGUGAGACCGCUACGCUGGACGCCAGGAUGAAAGUGCUUGGCAUGUGGUUGCCAAUUCCCGGUCUGGAGAAAAACCUGUGCAAGAGCACCAUUCAGUGUCCCAUCGUGAAGGGAAACACCUACCACGGAUCAAUGACCGUGAUCGUGCCACGAUUGAUACCCUCUGUUUCAACUGACGUGCAGAUCAAGAUUGCGGGCGACAAAGGAGUGAGCGUCUGUAUCAGAAGCGCAAUCACCAUCGCGUAAAGCUUUCUACGCACAUAUCUCGCUCGACGCCAUCGUAAUCAGGUCCCAUUGUCACCGCAAACUGUGAUGCGUGUUCCAGGCAUCGCUCCUGGCGCCCUGAGGACGCGCUUCUUUCUCCUCGUAAAUAAGGGCUGUGAAUUUUGGGCCUCAAUAAAAGUACCA
Dermacentor albipictus is the source of this 661-nucleotide messenger RNA. Its product is annotated as mite group 2 allergen-like Ixo r 2. Gene Ontology annotation, biological process: sterol transport. Gene Ontology annotation, molecular function: sterol binding. The record is from RefSeq and is a predicted model, not a curated record. Lineage: Eukaryota; Metazoa; Arthropoda; Arachnida; Ixodida; Ixodidae.